Molecule: messenger RNA, 1037 nt
Organism: Cryptomeria japonica (Japanese cedar)
Lineage: Eukaryota; Viridiplantae; Streptophyta; Pinopsida; Cupressales; Cupressaceae
Exons: 3
Coding region: 456-746 (96 amino acids)
Source: RefSeq, a predicted model, not a curated record
GGGUUUACAUCAAAAUUGUGUUCUAAACAGUAAGAAGAGAAUGGAGAUCCUGGUUUAAAGUAGACUUAGGGUUAGGGUUGCGUGGAGCGAGUGGAGAGGUGUGGCAGGUGGAGCGCACCAUGCGUAUGGACCUGGCCGCCACGUGAUCGCACCGUCCAGAAGAAUCUUGAGUUUCCCAAAGAUAAGGUUAAUUAAAAAAUGCAAAUCCUAGAUUUUAUCGCGUAGUGGCCAAUAAAAAUCCGGCCCCCACGUGGGCUUUUGAAUUGCCGGGCCAGUCAUUGGGUAUUUGGAUGCAUUUCUUCACUAGGCUCUCAGCUCUUCUCAGUUUUGCAUUCCAGGCAUUUGGCUGCCAUCAUUUUCAUUCGGAUUUCAUCUUUGAGCGUUAUAAAAAAGAAGUCUUUUUAGCGAGAAAUAAGGUUUCCCAGCAGGAUUAGUGCUUUCAGACCUUAGUUAAAAUGCCGGCGCCAGGAGAUAGUUCUUCUUCUUCUUCUUCAUAUAUUCUUCUGGUUCAACACUUGAUCGAGAAGUGUUUGCUACUUAACUUGGAUCAAAAGGAAUGUGCUGAGGCGCUUUCCAAGCAUGCCAAUAUUGAACCCACUAUUACUGUUACUGUAUGGAAUGAAUUGGAGAAGGAGAACAAGGAGUUUUUCUCCAAGUAUAUGGAAAAAAGAAGAGAAAAUCGAAGCGAGGAACUGAAACAGAUGUUAGAUGAUGUAAAUGCUAGAUUUCACAAUCAAAGCCUUUAAAACUGUCCUCAACAUUUGUAAUAUGUAUGCAAAUCUGAUAACUCUAUGCAUGUAGAAUCUGAUAGCUCUUUUAAUAAGGCUCUAUUAUUUUUCUUUGUGCUUCACAGCAGAGCAAUUGAAGAAGGGAAAUCAUGAUAAUUUGAUUUACGAGUAAGGACAAUGUUCCCUCACAAGAUUAUCUCGUGAGGCACUAAUAUCAUGCACUGUUUCCCUGUAAAAGAGGCUUUCCUCUUGUGUAAAUAUUGUUUCUCAACAAAAAUAGAUAUGUACCUGAAACUAUUUAUGAUGUCA